AGGGCGGCGUCCUAGGAGAAAUCUGUGACGGGCGGAAGUGACGUAAUUGCAAGUGUGAGGGACAUUUUUGUAUUACGAUAAAGUGUUGUGGUCUCGAGGAGUGCCAACCCAUCAACCAGUGGCUUCUCCAUUCUGGGAGCGAUCAUGAAGCCUGCUGAGACGUUGUCCGUGUUUGAGGCUGCUCAGAACAUGCUUUUAAUGGAUGGACUUCGACUUGUCACUGAGUCAGCAGAAGAUGUCACCUCUGUUACAGUUCCAGUAACUAAAAGUCCGGAUCAAUCUAGCAUGGUCUUGGAAGUGUCUGACCGGAUGUAUUGCUCUGCCUGUUCAAGGAGUUUUGACAGUCGAGAAGAGCAGACUGAGCAUUAUCGCCUAGAUUGGCACCGCUUCAACUUAAAGCAGCGACUCCUGGGCCGACAGAUGCUCACAGUUGAAGAAUUUGAAGUGAAGACCCAGGCAGGUGAUGUUUCCAGCAUCUCUGGCUCGGAUUCCAGUGACUGUGACUCAGACGGUGAAUCUGAUCCUGCAGCUUACCAGAACAAUGAAGACAAAGGGAAAAGAAAUCAAAACCUCUCAACAUAUCUUCCACGGUCUCAGCGAGUUCUGUUCAGAAAUUCCCAGUGCCAACUUAUAGCAGUCUAUCGCUGUGUGCUGUGCACUACAAAGGACAUCGUGGAACAUCCUGCAGAGUUAGUGGCAUCCCUACAGAGACAAAACCCCAAGAUCACCUGGGUUAUUUUGAUGGCUGGUGGGGGACAUUUUGCUGGAGCAGUAUUUAAAGGGAAUGAAGUACUGGAACACAAGACUUUCCAUCGGUACACAGUGCGAGCCCGCAGGGGUACAGCCCAAGGAGUGAGGGAUGCUCAAGGCUCCAUGCCUAAAUCAGCUGGGGCUUCAUUGCGGCGCUAUAAUGAGGCUGCUCUGCUCAAGGAUAUUCAGGAGUUGUUGGUCAAUUGGGCAAGGCAUUUACAAGAAGCAGAGCGUAUCUUCCUUCGUGCCCCUCGCACCAACAGGGCUCAGUUUUUUGGCAGCAAAAAUGGCCCUCUUCAACGAAAUGAUCCCCGGAUUCGGGGCAUUCCUUUUAGCACUCGGAGAGCAACCUUCCAUGAAGUGCAGAGAGUGCAUGGGGUCCUGAGCAGUCUGCAAGUAUACGAAAAAGACACAGCAGUAACAGAUCUCAUUGGUUCUCCUCGAAAGAGUUGGAAAAAGGUUGUUCAUCAGGAUGAAGCCUUUUCACAGGAUCAAGAUACUAUCUCACCAGCAAAGACAGAGGAAGAGGAGGAAGAAAAUGAAGAGCAAAGCCUGAAUCAGCUAGAAAUGGUGGAGAUGACACUGACUACACUGGAACUGCGUGAAAUGGAAGUGGCACCAAAACGAAACCACAAGAAAAAAAGGAAGAAACCAAAAACUUUCAGAGAGUCUUCCAGAGAAACUUCAAUAGGGGCUGAAGCAUCUGAGGCUUUAUUGUCUAAAAGUGAGAAAUCAUCUGAGUCCCAAAAAGAACUGGAAGAUCAAGAUGAGUCUAAGGUUGAAAUGUAUGCUCCCAGUGUAUCUCUGCUGGAUACCUUGUUCACCGCCUGUAAGGCAGGAGACCUAGGAGCACUGCAACAUCUUCUGGGAAUAACUGACAGCACAGAAGAGGAACAAGAUGAAUGUAAUGGUUCAGCCUCACAACACUUGCUCAACACACCCUUAGAUGAGAGUGGCUGGACCCUUUUGCAUGUGGCUGCGGCAGCAGGAAGGAGUGGAGUUGUGCGGCUGUUGUUGGAGAUUGGAGCUGAUCCUGCCCUCAGGGACAAGCAAGAACAACCUCCAUACUGUGUAUCUGCAGAUAAAAAAACUCGUGCUGAAUUCCGCAGGUUCAUGGGUGAACAUCCUGAGAAAUACGACUACCUCAGGGCUCAGGUACCUGGACCCUUAACAGCUGAAAUGGAAGCCAGACAAGCCGAACGCCGACGCACCCAAAAGGCACAACGGAAGCAGCGUGAAAAGGAGGAACGUGAGGCAUUACAGGCGCAGAACCAAGAAGAGGAUGAGAAAAAGCGUUUUGCUCUCCUGAGUGACCGUGAAAAGCGAGCCCUGGCGGCUGAGAGGAGACUUGUUUCUCAGUUGAAGGACUCCAGUGUAUCUUUGUCCAAUACCAGGCGCUGCUGGCUUUGUGGGGAGUCGCUCCUGGGACAUAUUCCUUUCCAUUACCUCGACUUUUCCUUUUGUUCUACAAAAUGUCUCCAAGCUCACCGUCAAGGGAAAGCUGCCCCAUCCUAGCUGUGCAUUUUUUGCAUAGCGCACUAAGUACAACAUAAUUAAAACAGACACAACACCCGAGGAAGUGAUAACGAAACAAGGGGAACAACCCGGGAGACCUUGUUGUGUACCAGUUCUUGGCGUUGCGAAUCAAACGAAGAAUUCCUUUGAAUAUAGAAACUAUUAUUUUGGAGACUGAAUAUCUUUACUACAAUUGACAUUGGCCCAAGAUUCCACGCACUCCAGGAAUAAUAUGGACUUGGUUGUCUCUUUAUGUCUGUUAUUUACUCCUUAAAUAGUAUACUUUGUUAGAUUAUGACAUGGAAAUUGUACCUUUGUUGAUGAUAUCUUGAAAGCUAUUUUAUUAUAUGCAAUAUAAUUUGAAGAGAAGUACUCUAAUAUAGAGUUGUAGAAACCUGAUUUGUAUUACAUUUUUGGGAGUUUUACAAGAGUGUAUAUACACAUACAUUUUUGUUCUGUAGCAGUCCAAAGAAGCCAAAACUUACCACUCCAGUAACCAAAGUUGGUACCACCCUGAAACAUAUACCUGUAAGAAAGUCAGAUAUCACAAUAAGAAUCCCCCUCCCUUCAAAAUAACAAAGCAGUGAUUGAUAGGAAAACAAAAUAUAAAUUGGGAAAGGACCAAUAGCAAUAGGUCCUUGUUCUGUAUGAAACUUAUAUCAGCUAUUCAGACAGCUAAAGAUACUGUAUUUCUGAGAUGUCUUGAUUUAUGCACAUAGUUCCUAAGGGCAACUUAAGAAUUGUGGUAAAGAAGGUGAAGCAAAGGCACAGCUUCUAUCCUCAAGGGGGUCCCUGCUUUUUCAUCAAGUAAUCUGACCCAUUGCUUCUGUCUCACAGCCCACACUCCCCUAUGGUCUCACGGUUACAUGUUGACGUUGGCUCCCAACUCUAGCAUCUUCUCUAGGCCACGAGCCACGUCCUCAGCACUUUUUGUAGAAUGUGGUUCACCCCAAUAAUCCAGCCAGCCUGUGUAGUACUCUGAAUUCACCUGGGAGGAAAGGAGAAUUUGCACACUAAUGGAGAAGUAGUAGAAGAAGCUUCCAAUGAAGCAUCUGGAGGUCAGAUGUACCAAUUUUGCUCUCUUUCCUGUAUUGGAAGCUCCUUGAACAUGAUUAAUAUCUUGCACCUGCAAUGGCAGAGCAGUCUGUAUAUUGUGAAAAUGUUUUAUGUACGAAAAAUAUGUAUCUUCUGGCUAUUUUGUCUGAUAAGGACCCCAGAAGCAGGUGCCAAAAGGCAAGAUUGCCCUAGAUCACUGCUUCUUAAAUUGUGAGUCCCAACUUUAAAUGAUUCCCCUUAACACAAGGUUGGGGUCCUGAAAAAUUUAGCAACACUAAAAAAUUUUCUGAACUUUUGGCUUUUUCAGACAUUUACAUGAAUCUGUUGUGCAGUGUUUGCUGUGGACUCUGCAUAAGAUGCUUGGACUGUACUUUAUAAAAAGGAAAAACAACUUGUUUAGCAAGCCUUGCAAAUGCUGAUUUGUUAUCUGUAAAUGUUUGAUUUUUUACCUAUUUUACAUACCCAGGGUCACAUAAAAAUUUCUCAGGCCAAACGGGGUCACAAGUGGAAAACGUUUAAGAAGCCCUGCCCUCUGGUAUCAUUAGUAGGGGAUCUAGUCAGGGGAUGCUAUGGUUUUUUAAUUUUGAAUAUGUUUUGAUGGUUUUUAACUGAAUUUUUUAAAUGUUGUCUGUGUUUAAUUCUGUUUUAAUGUUUAUAUAUUUGUAUAUUUUAAAUUGGAUACCAAUGCUUUUAUA
Messenger RNA from Anolis carolinensis (green anole), 4016 nucleotides. RefSeq names its product ankyrin repeat and zinc finger peptidyl tRNA hydrolase 1 (gene ankzf1). The transcript is spliced from 17 exons. Gene Ontology annotation, molecular function: protein binding. The record is from RefSeq and is a predicted model, not a curated record. Lineage: Eukaryota; Metazoa; Chordata; Lepidosauria; Squamata; Anolidae. The coding region runs from base 145 to 2265 and encodes 706 amino acids.